Sipha flava (yellow sugarcane aphid) is the source of this 225-nucleotide messenger RNA. RefSeq lists its product as uncharacterized. The record is from RefSeq and is a predicted model, not a curated record. NCBI's taxonomy places the organism in Eukaryota, Metazoa, Arthropoda, Insecta, Hemiptera, Aphididae. The transcript is spliced from 2 exons. Bases 1 to 225 code for a protein of 74 amino acids.
AUGGUGAAAAGAAAAAGUUGGGUAUGGGAUUAUGCCAAACGUGAAGGUGAUCGCGCCUUUUGUGAUUUAUGUGACAGUGAAAAUAAUAAUGAAUAUUCAUGUGUAGGUGGCACGACAGGUUCUUUAAUAAGACAUUUACAAAAUUGUCAUGGUAUUAAAGCACCAGAAGAAUCUAUACGAAAGAGGCCUGAUAAAAUCACACCAAAUCGCACUAUUGCCGUAUAA